Messenger RNA from Amborella trichopoda, 1593 nucleotides. RefSeq names its product putative serine/threonine-protein kinase PBL25. The record is from RefSeq and is a predicted model, not a curated record. Gene Ontology annotation, biological process: protein phosphorylation. Gene Ontology annotation, molecular function: ATP binding; protein kinase activity. NCBI's taxonomy places the organism in Eukaryota, Viridiplantae, Streptophyta, Magnoliopsida, Amborellales, Amborellaceae.
CACACACACUCACACACAACACAUACACACACAACGAGAGAAACACGUAUGAAGAGAAGGUAUAGAAAACUCAACAGAGUGAAAGAUCUCUCUCUCUCUACAAGAUAACUUCUAUGAAAGAAGAGGUACUGCAAAUAACCCCCUGAUUCAGAUAAUGAAGAUGCAUAUGAGGCUGCUCCUUGCGGAUCCUGGACCUGUACCUGCACCACCACCACCUUUGGUUCGAUUGGAAGCCUUCCCCGAAAGGAAACUAUGGGGUGCACUCAUUAUAGGAGCCACCACAUUUAUACUGGGCUUUCUCUUCCUCUACUUUCUAAGGGGUCGAAUCCGUAUAUUUCUCAAGAAUAGGAAGAAAUCAAAAGGUUCGUUGGAUUAUAGAGAGAGAAAGCUUAGGCGUUUCCUGCUACAAGAGCUGCAAAAGGCAACGGGUAAUUUUAGUGUGGAGUGUUUAGUUGGAGCGGGAGCUUUUGGGAAUGUGUACAGAGGGAUUUUUGAGGGGGAUGGGGCCAUAGAGACACUUGCCAUUAAAAGGGCGCAUGCCGACUCUUACAUGAGCCUUGAAGAAUUCCAAAAUGAAGUUCGGCUUAUUUCAAGAGUGAACCAUGAAAACCUUGUUAAAUUGGUGGGUUACUGCGAGGAAGCCGGCCAAAAAAUACUUGUUUACGAGUACGUCCCCAAUGGAUCUCUCCUAGACUACAUGGCAGGGAGGAGACAGGCGUCAUUGACGUGGUUGCAAAGGGCGAAUGUGGCAAUAGGCGCAGCUAGAGGAAUUGCACAUUUGCAUGGAGGAUGCAAGCCAAGCAUAAUCCACAGGGAUCUCAAGCCUAGCAACAUCUUGUUAGGAGAAGAAUUUCAAGCCAAAAUAUCAGACUUUGGGCUCGUGAAGUCGGGACCAGUAGGCGACGAGUCACAUGUGAGCAGCCAGAUCAAAGGGACUCCUGGUUAUCUUGACCCUUCUUAUUGUUCCACCUUCCAUCUCUCCACCUUAAGUGAUGUCUACAGCUUUGGGGUUAUUCUAUUGCAACUCAUUGCUGCAAAACCGGCAGUCGAUACAUCACGACCGCUGUAUACCGCUUACCACAUCAUCGACUGGGCAAGGCCAAGUUUAGAGCAAGGAAAUGUAGAGAGCAUUAUGGAUGUGAACCUAUUGAUGGGUCCAUGCAACACCGAGAUGAUGCUGAGGAUGGGGCAACUAGGGCUAAGGUGUGUGGCUAAGUCACCGAAGGAUAGACCGCCGAUGAGUGAGGUGUGUGGUGAACUAGAGAGGGCCUUAUGUGAGACCCAAGGGUUAGUCCCUCAGAGACUGACUAGGCCAUCUAAGAAGUGGAUAGAACAAGAGGAAAAUGAGAGUUUCACAAUGAGCCUUGAGGGAGCAAGAUUACAGAGGUUCCAUGUGGAGAUGGAGAGCAUAUCAUUCAGUAGUCUUGAUCUUAAAUGCUUGGAUAGCAACACAAGAGGUGGGGAGAGUCUUAGAGAAGUGUGGGAGGAAGCUAGUGAUGCAACAGGGUAGCCUUUUAAUUUGGAAUGGCCUUACUUUCUUAAUCUUUCCAUUACUUGUGUUUGGAUAUAAAAUUAACAGAAAAGUGUUUUUUA